This is a messenger RNA of Papaver somniferum (opium poppy), 1153 nucleotides long. RefSeq lists its product as uncharacterized. NCBI's taxonomy places the organism in Eukaryota, Viridiplantae, Streptophyta, Magnoliopsida, Ranunculales, Papaveraceae. Bases 351 to 911 code for a protein of 186 amino acids. Gene Ontology annotation, cellular component: glycosylphosphatidylinositol-N-acetylglucosaminyltransferase (GPI-GnT) complex. The transcript is spliced from 7 exons. The record is from RefSeq and is a predicted model, not a curated record. Gene Ontology annotation, biological process: GPI anchor biosynthetic process.
CUUCUAUUGAGUUGAGGCAAAAAGAAAAACCGGAGUCCCAAUUCACUGUUGCUUCAGAUUCCAUCAAAAUUUGACGACAUUAUUCUCGCAUAACAGUCCCGAUCUCUACUAAUGGUCGCACUUUGAAGUGUUCUUUCGUAAUCUGGGGCUAGAGUGCUGUAACUUACCAGCUUUGACGGUUUUACCGUCAUUGGUAUAAAAUUUAGAAAGACUCACUGCAUUCCUUUCUCAUAUCAAUCUCUGGCUCUGUACAUCCAUAUAUUGUCAAAGAAAAAAAGAAAAAAAAUUUGUCGUUGCGGCUUAGUAAAGUAUGAGCUGAAUGAUAUAUAAGUUAUUCGAUUCGGUUAAAAAUGGCUGUUGCCACUAUUUCCAAUGGGAGAUAUUCCUACUACCAUGAUGAUCAAACUGGGUCAUGCAAUGUAAUCGACUCCCAUCAUAUCCUAGUCAAGCAGAGUACUAUGAAGGGUUUUCUAUUAUACCUCACCAUUCUUCUGUUGUUGGCAGAUACUGUAUCUCUCAUACUGCUGCAGGAAACACCAGGUGUAUUGUUCUUCUGGGUCAAUUUAUUUGGUAUCAUAAUUGUCAAGUCAUUGCACUGGAACUCAAUUGAGAAAGAGUCUGUUUUGAUUAUGCCAGGACUUGGAGUUCAACUUGAAACACACUUCAGAAGCGGGAGAGUUGUUCACCGUUUUGUUCCCAGUGGAGGGAUUUUAAAACCCGUAUUGAGUGAGUGUGUCACGCCAGUUACCUGUUACUGGAGUUUGGGGUUGAUCGUGCGUGGGGAAGCAGAGCUGUUGUUAGUGUUCCAGAAAUUACGACCUCCGAUGAAGAUGUUGGUCUGUGUUUGGAAAGCUCUGUGUUCUGCCAGUGAUAGCAAGGAAAGACUGGGUGCAGUUGUGCAGGACCAAUAACAUCACGUGCUUUGUGUUUAUACUUUUGAUUCAGCAACUCAUCCAGUUGGGGGUGUCCUUUUGUUUUGUUAAUGAGUUAGCAAUAUCAAUGUCUUUUUUUUUUUUUUUGGGUCUUCCAGAUAGUGCCAAGGUGUUUAUGGUAUAAAAUUAUAAAUGUGUAAGAAGAUACAUUUUGGUGCUUAUCAAAAUUUAUGAGAAAACUCAAUUAGGCUGUGUUCAAUUGAACCACAGGUUACUCAUCA